AACAAAAGCAUCGAAAUAACAAAACACCACCAUGAUGAUGGAAACAUUAGUUGCACCAUCGACGGCCACUAACCAGAGUUUAGUAGUAGGUGGUGGUAAUGGUCAUGCUGGUGUUGGAGUUGUUGUUGUUUCAGCAUCAUCAUCUUUAUCAUCAUCGUCUUUAGCUUCAUCUCCAACAUCGCCAUCAUCAUCAUCAUCGUCGUCGUCGUCAUCAUCAUCAUCAUCAUGUUCAGCACAAGCAUCACCACAAUCAUCAACAACAGUGACAACAUCGAAUUCGGUGAUUAUUGAUUCGACGGUGUCGUCGUUGCCGUCAUCAUCAUCAUCAACAACAGCUGUUUCGACAGUAGCUUCAUUGAUGGCACCAAAUCAUCAUCAAACUUCAGGUCAAAUCGUUAUGAUUGGAUCAUCAUCGAAUAUUGUUUCUGGAACUAAUAUAACUACAACCACUGUUAAUGGUGUUAAUAUUGAUAAUAACUGUGGCAAUAAUCGAAUAAAAUCGCCACAAUUUGCAAUUGCUCCAACAUCAUCUGUUGUUCAUCAAGUGAUCAAUCCGAUUGAUACAGCAAAGAUGACGGCUACUGCUACAUCUAAUAAUAAUAACAGUAUUUCUCCAUCUACGACCACCAGUUCAGAAGUAUUGAAACAGAAUAAUGAAAUGGUCAAGACAACGGCCAUUAUGAGUCAAAAUGUGCAACAAUCGGCUCCAGCCAAAACGGUGGCCACAAUAUCAUCAUUCGUAUUGCCCAUUUCAUUGAGUGGAGGUUGUGGUAAUGAUAAUUCGACCGUAACAUUGUCAUCAUCAUCGACAACGAUUCCGACCGUUACACGAUCUGGAUCAAGUGGUGGCGGACAUCAUAAUAACCAUAAUCGUAUAAUUCCAGCAUCAUCCGUUAUGGCCUCCAUUCAAUCUGCUGCUAAUAACGUAUCAAACGGUUUUAGUGGGAAUCUUACUGCUGAAAGCAAUAGUAUGACUAGCAAUGGUGGUCCAAAAACACCAACAAAUAAUGGAAACGAUCAACAACAUAUAACUAUACAGCAAAUGGCUGCCGCAGUCGCAUCGACAACAUCAACAGCAUUAUCUGCAACACCAUUUUUGAAUAAUAAUUUAGGUUCACCAUCUUCAGCGUCAAUGACACAGCAACAAGCACAAAAACGUCCAAUGAAUGCAUUUUUAAUUUUUUGUAAACGACAUAGAAGUGUCGUACGCGAACGUUAUCCACAUCUAGAGAAUCGUUCGAUAACAAAAAUCUUGGGCGAAUGGUGGGCAGCAUUGAAAGCUGAAGAGAAACAUGAUUAUACGGAUUUAGCUCGGCAAUAUAAAGAAGCUUUUAUGAAGGCUAAUCCACAUUUCAAAUGGUAUAAGACAACAGAACCACCUAGACCACCACCACCACUAUCAUCAUCAUCAUCCCAAACACAAUCAUUAUCAUCGGUGACGACUCACAUGAUGCCUUCCAAUCAAGUACAAAAUGCCAAUAAUAAUAUUACGGUUAAUACGGUCCUAGUGACUAAUAAUAAUAACAACAACACAAACAAUACGGGUACUACAGUAACGAAUAGCAAUCCAUCUCAGCAACAACAACAACAACAACAGUCAACAACAGCAACAUUGGCUUCGGAAAUUUCCGGUUCAUCUUUACCGAUAGCUAAUUCAACGGUGCAAUCCUCAUCUAUGCCAACAUCUACGAACAAUAAUAAUGUUAUUGUUGUUGGAAAUGUGGCCAUAUCGCCAACUUUAUCAUCAACAACCCUAGAUGUCACAUCGCAAUCUUCAAACACUGUUGGUGGUGGUGGUGUUACUGUUGGCAAUAACUCAUUAACGACGACAACAACAACAACAAGUUGUACAACACCAAAACCACCGAAAAAACGUUAUCUCGAGUCAUUAGAAUCAAGUGGAGAUUAUACUAAAAAAGUAACAACAACACCGGCGACAACAGCUAAUCUCACUGGAAUGAAUGGAACAUGUUCAACAGUGGUGAUCACCAACAACAACAACAACAUUGCAACUAAUUAUCAAUCGGGCAAUGGUGCAAUUUCCCAAGUAUCAAACGGUGCUACUGGUGGCAUUGGUGGUGGUCAUUUCAAAGUGGUUCAUCCUCCUUUGUUAUUGGAUACGGAAACAGCAUCAAGAGUAAUUGAACAACAAUUAUUGUUUAAUGGAUCAAAAAAUGAAUCAGGUUGUAAAACUGGUGCAUUGUCAUUUCAAUCGAACGUAUCGUCAAACAGCCAGUCUAAAUUUGAUAAUAAUAACUUCUCUUCCGUUUCGAAUAAUAAUAAUACAAUCAUCACAUCUAAUAAUAGUUCAUCAGAAUUGAAGGCAGCAAAAACAAUGUUAGCAAUAGCAUCGGCUGCAUCCGGUGUCGGCACAUCUGCAUUGAUUGGGGGUACUACAACUGGUAGUACAGGCAAUGAAUCAAAUUGUAGUACUGGAAGUACUAAAAGUCAUCAUAGUGAUUCCGGUUCAGAAACAGCUUCGGAUGAUGAAAUUCAUCAUCAUCAUCAUCAUAAUGUUGGCCAAAAUGAACAAUCAUCGAACAAUAAUACUACUAUGAAUACUUCAUCUUUGACUUUCUAUCCAAACAGCAGGUCGGCAACGAUAGCAAUGAAAUCAAUUGUUGAAAAGAAUGAUAAUAAUGAAGAUGUUAAACCAUUAAAUCUAAGUUCAUCAUCAUCAUCAUCAAAUACCGCCACCAGUAAUCAGUCUUCAACAACAACAGCAACAUCAAACAAUAAUAAUAAUAAUAAUAAUAAUACUAUGGAACGAACUAUAACUCGUUCAAAUCAACAAAUCAUUGAUCAUUAUAUUGAUAAAUUUUUAAGUUCUGGUCAAAUUUGUGAUUUUAAACCAAUGCCACCAAAUCUCAAUUCGAUUAAUGGCAAUUCUAAUUCUAAUAAUAAUAAUACACAAUCAUCAUCAUUAUCAUCAUCUUCAUCAACAGCAACAUCUACUACAGCUGGUGUAUUAAAUCUGACAACACCGACAUCAAAUUCAUUAUCAACAACAACAACAACAACUAAUCAAUCCAAUUCAAAAUUUUUAUUGGUUGCCAAAGAUUUUAGUCUACGAUCAAUCACCGGUGUUGGUAGUACGGCUGCUAAUGCUUCUGGUAGUAAUAAUCUCAAUCAAAUGGGCACAAAAAGAUUACAUUCAGAUAAUCAAGUAUUGAUCGUAAAUAAUGGAUCUCCGGGAAAAAUUCUAUCAACUUCAACUACAACACCUACCACAGCAUUGUUAAUGAAUUCAUCAUUGUCAGCAAAAUCAUCGACAAAAUUGACUAGUACGGAAUCGUUGCCAUCAAAACGCUCAAGAAUUAAUGGAACUGUAAUUGGUGUUAAUGAAAUGAUGGCUGCUAUGGCUGCUGCUGCUGCUAAUGCUAAUGCCAAUAAUAAUAAUAAUAAUCAUGCUAUUAAUCAAGGUGGUUUUAGCAAUCAACUGGUCACUGAUAAUGGUCAUUCAAAAUUUGUUACUGGAUCAUUUGAUUUGGAAGAACAUAUUCGAGCAUUACCACAAUUGGAUAAUAAUCAUUUGGUAAAUGCUCUUCAUCUUCGUAAUCAACAUGAAUUGACCAAAACAACAACGUCAUCAUCGUCGUUGACUAACAAUAAUACCACCAGUUGUUCCAAUACGAAUCCAACAUUGGUGAUUGUUCAAUCGAGUAAUACAAAUGCUCAAAAUUUAACUACUUCGACAUCAUCUUCAUCAUCGACAUUGGUCAAAACUGUUCUUUAUCCAACGACGAUGGCCUCUACGAGCAAUGGACAACAACAAUCACAUUCCGCAUUUGUACCUAUAUCGACAGCAACAUCUUCAAUACAACCGGAAAAUCUUAAAUUAAAUCUUAAUGGCCAAAAAAUAACCUCACUAAUUGGCACUACCAAAUUAUCUCAGCCACCAAUAUCAUCAUCAUCAUUGUCAUCGUCAACAGCAACAUCAGCAGUUAAUCUUACCAUUACGACACAAUCAUCCACAUCAACAAACAAUAAUGCAUCAUUAUCACGACCGACAACUAUCACCGCCACGAAUACUACUUCAUCGUUGUCUUCCGAAUUGAAUAUGGAUGCAUUGCCUUUACGUUUGGCUACAGCGGCUACUGCCGGUGCUAUACCGACUACUGUUACAUCAGCUUCAGCAUCGGUAUCGCCAAGAAUGCCACAAAGCCCUUCUGUUGUUAUCAAAUUCGGUACCGGUCAAACGAUUCCGGUACAAACAUUGGAUGGCAAUCUAGUUUCAAUUGGUUAUAUAAGUAAGGCGGCCACCAAUGCUGCUGGAAAUGUCUCGUCUGGAGCUUCAACCAUAGCUCAACCAAUUAUAAUGACAACGGCUCCAUUGGUUGGCCAUUCAAAUAAUAAACCGAUGGAUCUAAGUGUUGCGAUAUGUUCAUCAUCAUCAUCAUCAGCUACACAGCAACAACAAUCAUAUCUUACAUCAACGAAUGCUGCCGCUGGAACCACUGCAGUGAUAACAUCAUCAUCAGCUGCAGCGGUAAUGGCUGCUGCUGCAGCUGCAUCAUCGCCAACACCAUUGUUGUUGUCAAUUUCCCCUCAUUCAUCUCAAAGGAUCUCGUUGCCACAAACAGCAGCCGCAGCAGCACCACAACCACCACCAAUAACAUCUGUAACAAGCACUCUAUUGACAUCUGUAUCAUCCGUUAUGUCAUCAUCUUUAUCAUCCACAUCAUCGUCGUCAUCAGUGAUACCACCAAUGGCAACAUCACCAGCUUCUUCGACUACAUCAUCAUCAUCUGGUGAAUCGGCAAAUAUUCUAUCCACAGUAAUCUCAUCACAAGGUUCGAUCAACCAAUGUGAUGGUCUUGCUGCAUUAGCUGAAAUUGCUCUUCAGCAGGCUAAUCGCUAAUAAUGUUGAUUAUGAAAUUUAUCAAGAUAAUAUCAAUUGAUCCAAGAUGAAAAUAAACUGAAAAAACGAAAUCUCCCGCCGCCACCACCGCCUUCCUUAUCUCUUUUUAAAUAUUUCAUCAAAUCAGAACGAAGAUUCUCAAAAUGAAAAAAAUAUUUAAUAAUUUGGUGCAAACAAACAUUUAUUAUCUAUUCUCGGCUUGAUCCCAAAUCAAUUUUUCUAUUAUUUUUUAAUCGAAAUUUUUUUUAAAUAUAUUUAAACAAAUCAAUCAACGAUUGAAUCAACAACAACAACAACAACAACAAAAAAUGAAACAAAACAUUAUCGUUGAGAUGGCCAAUUUCAAUCCAAAAAAUCAAAUCAAAUCUAAAUCAUCUUAUCUAUAUUUGGUGCAUUUAUACAUUUUACAUCCUUUUUUUUCUCACAUUGAAUUGGAAGAUAAUUCUCAUUACAUAAUAUUUAUAUAAAUAUUAUCAUCACAUCGUAAUAUACACAUACAAAAAUUAAUGGCAAAAAUUCACUCUUCUUCAACUUUUACUAUUUUUUUUUCUAUCUAAAAUGAAUGAAUCAACUAAAACUACGUAUAUAUAGAACUGAAAAGUUUGGCGAAAAAAAAUCUCCUUUUUUUAAUCAUCAAACAUUAAUAAUAAUUUUGGGAAUUUCUUUUCAAAAAA
Dermatophagoides farinae (American house dust mite) is the source of this 5535-nucleotide messenger RNA. Lineage: Eukaryota; Metazoa; Arthropoda; Arachnida; Sarcoptiformes; Pyroglyphidae. The record is from RefSeq and is a predicted model, not a curated record.